UUUGCUUGCUUUGUUUGACCGGAGCCGUUUUGGAUUCAGACGCAAAGGAGAGACCGGAGGAGAUAGUCAUCUUAAACGCUUCCGUUGUUUGUGACCGAGCUAUAAGCAGUGGUGCUCAUUAGGCUACAACUGUGUAAUAACACCGACAGAGAUGCCGUCCGACAGACCCUUCAAACAAAGGAGGACAUUUGCUGACCGGUGCAAAGAGGUCCAGCAGAUCCGUGAGCAGCACCCUAACAAGAUCCCUGUGAUCAUUGAGAGAUAUAAGGGAGAGAAGCAGCUACCCGUCCUGGACAAGACCAAGUUCCUGGUACCAGACCAUGUCAACAUGAGCGAGCUGGUCAAGAUCAUCAGGCGUCGGCUGCAGCUGAACCCCACACAGGCCUUCUUCCUGCUGGUCAACCAGCACAGCAUGGUGUCCGUGUCCACACCCAUCUCUGAGAUCUAUGAGCAGGAGAGGGACGAGGACGGCUUCCUCUACAUGGUCUACGCCUCGCAAGAGACCUUUGGCUGCUAGGGAGGGAGAUGAGAGGGAGAGGGAGAGCAGUUGUAUCUUCAGGUGCUUGGAGAUUGAGGGGGAGAGGGUAGAGUGGGGUGCUUGAGGGGAAAAGCGAGCUGACCAGAAACCACCAAACCCCACGAUCUACUCCACUUAAUAGCAUUGCAGGCCCACGUAGUAGCAGCACCCUGUCCGUCGGAGUCUCUCCCUCUCCGUCGUAGCCCAGCCAGAGGGCGUCUCCCACCCCCAGUUAGAAACCAGAACCAGACCUGUCAUACUCCUCAGUGCUUCUACUUUUAUUUUCUCUUUUUUAAUGUUGGUCCCAAGCAGACUGUGGUCUCUUAUUUUGAAAGGGUGGGACAGACCAAUCAUGACCUGGAGUUUGGAAGCUGUAAAGUUCCACAACAGUGCUACUGAUUGAUGGAUUUUCAUUCUUUAAAACACACUUAUACACAAACAGGACAAGCUAAACUUGAAACUGGGCAGUGGUUUGAGAGCCACUCACAGUUCAGGAUGUCUUCUCACAGCACAGCCAGGUUCAAACAAAUCCGCUAAUUUACUGUCACUCUAUAUUCUCAUCAUUUUAUCAGCAGUGGUACAAGCUAGAAAACUUGCAGUGAUUGUUUUUUACCUUCUGAUUUAGGUUUUAAUAUUGUUUUUAGUUUGAAAUAUCAGCUGUGGUUUAGUAUGUGUCAUGUAGCUGGUCCUGAGUGUUGCAUUCACACAUUUAGCAUCAGCCUGAAGGUCACCUUGCCAACUGGCUACUGAGCAGCUGACACUCAGGCUGGAGCCCUCGUCCACUUAUUAGCAUUUAUUCAUUCUUCAUGUGCAGUAUUUAUCCCUUUGCAGGUUUGAAAGACACAAGAGCAGCAGCACUGUUGUGUACCGCUGUUCAUCACAUACAUCAUCUGUCUGCCCAUGACACUACUGCAGCCCCCGCCCCACCAUAAAGCUGCUGUAAUAAAAAACUAAACGUAGCCUCACGCUGCGACUUCCUGUCAGGGGUCAGCAGUUUGUUCACAGCUGUUAAUCACAGACUGAAGUUUAUGGCUUUUUGCUCACCCCAUAAAGACACUACACCUGUAGCACCACUGCUCACCUGUCUUCCUGCACAAGGCUCCCCCCAGUUAAUGUCAUAAAUAGCCAGUAGAGUUUAGUUGGUCGGAGUGAGAAUGGGGGGGCUGUGCUGCACUCCAACACUCACCAAGCUCAAUGCUAGGUUGCUUUUCAUACUUGGUUUGGUUUGUUUCAGAAGCAAUGUUUCUCCCAGAGUGAAAUAAUAGAUGUAGGACAUGAGAACGCGAGCAGUUGUCUGACACUGUUGGUCAGGAGCGGCAGCACAAAAGGGGGACGUCUCCACACGGGCAAACCAGGGUCACAAUAACUACACGGGGAUGUUUCUGUCUUCACACACUAACGUUUGUUCUUUGGCCGGGCGGGGAUAGCCAAUAAAAUGUUCUCCCCGUGUGAACGGAGCAGAGCUGAUGCAGCCUGUGCUGGAAGUCAGAUGUAAUCAGAGUCCACUAAAGCUGAAGUGUGGCUCUGCUUUAAUAUCAUUCCUCCAGCUCGAGGGCGACGCCUCCUCCUGGCCCCAUAAACGAGGGCCUGUGAGAACAUGGAGCGUGUCGCAGUAGCAUAGAGCUGAGCAUUAGACAGAAGAAAAUCUAUUUAAUGUAAGAACUGAGCUUCUUUUGCACAUAAAUUAAUACAAUUAUUUUAAAAAAGUCCAUUUUCUUUAGUAAUCGCUGUAUCUAUACAAGUUCUCUUUCUGCAUCUUCCUCUUUCUGUUCAUCUGCCUUUGUUAAAUAAAAGUUUAGACAAAAGGUUGUGAUGCACUAUAAAUUUCGCAUGCUUUGAAUUUUUUAAAAUAAAUGUAUAUUAAUGUUAUCAUUGUUUUUUAUUUAGAAAAGUCUUUCUAGAUGUUUCCCAAACCAAAAACUGAAGUAAAUGUAUGUGUAUGUUUGAAACAAACAAAAAAAAAAGUGCAUAUAAACCAUCAUAUAAUCAA
Messenger RNA from Monopterus albus (swamp eel), 2507 nucleotides. It is a transcript of the gene map1lc3a, whose product is annotated as microtubule-associated protein 1 light chain 3 alpha. The record is from RefSeq and is a predicted model, not a curated record. The transcript has 4 exons. Lineage: Eukaryota; Metazoa; Chordata; Actinopteri; Synbranchiformes; Synbranchidae. Bases 152 to 517 code for a protein of 121 amino acids.